Messenger RNA from Anarrhichthys ocellatus (wolf-eel), 11652 nucleotides. RefSeq names its product FERM domain containing 4A (gene frmd4a). Gene Ontology annotation, biological process: establishment of epithelial cell polarity. NCBI's taxonomy places the organism in Eukaryota, Metazoa, Chordata, Actinopteri, Perciformes, Anarhichadidae. The record is from RefSeq and is a predicted model, not a curated record. Gene Ontology annotation, cellular component: cytoskeleton; bicellular tight junction; adherens junction. Bases 5264 to 8470 code for a protein of 1068 amino acids. The transcript has 24 exons.
UGUGUGUGUGUGUGUGUGUGUGUGUGUGUGUGUGUGUGUGUUUGUGUGUAAAACGGUGUGGACAGGUGCAUCCCCUUUAUGCAUUGCAUUUGUUUGUCCGCAUGUUUUGUUGGUUUGUGGUUUGCAUUCCUGAGGGAUUAUAAUGAUUCAUUGUCAAUAAUGGAGGAGAGUUGUACAGUUGCGAGGGGCUGAGAGGUUUACGAGGGUUAUAAGCACAGCUGCAUCCUGCGUGUAGACAAAUGAGUCUCAAACAAACGUCUGAGGAAUGAAAACUCUUUGGCUAGAGUGUGAGGAGUGCAGGGAAACUUUAAAACAUCCGUUUAUGGGUUUUCAGUAGUUAGCCUCAGUGCCGAAAUGUUUGAAGUUUUAUUUUACUAUAAUAUAAAUAGAUAUCUUUGAGUUUUGGAGUGUCAGUAAACAAAACAAACAAUGUGAUGACGUCCCCUUGAUCAGUGUGUAAGUAUAAUAUGCAUUUUAAACUAUGUACCGAUAUUUUAUGGACUAAAUGAUUAAUUGGAAACACAAUGAACUGAUUAAUCGAUUAUGGAAAAUAAUCCUAGUUUACGUCGGACAUAGAAUAGCAACUCCGAGACCUACUUUUUGUUGUUGAUGCACCCUAAAUUAGUGCAAACAACCAUUCUAUAGUUAGUAAUCAACAUAUAGGACAGGGAUCUAUUACAAAGUCUCAGUCCACAUUAUAAAAGCGCCCAGACAGACACACACACAAACACACACAUACACAUAUACAAAUGGUGUUAUCCCAUGUUUCCUUCUUUUUCCCAGUGUCCAAGUAUUCUCCCCUGGGAGUAUGAUCAUGUAUAACACAUUUCCCCUCAUGAUCUGGCCUGUUAAGAUUAAAUAUGUAGCCAUAUCAUCAAACAUUUAACACUCACGCUGCUACAAAUCAGAUUCCUAAUCGUGUGUGGACUUUGGGGAUGGGGACUCACGUGCAUGUCUUGAUCCUAAGUUGAUGUGAGUGUGCUGAUUGCAUGCUAGAUUAAUUCAUAUAAGUUGCGGAGACUUGUUGGCAGAUGGGCAUGUCUGCUUUCCGGAGGGUUAAUUGUUAAAUCAGUGUCAGGGAAAUAAUGUUUUCAUAGCCACUUAACGGUGUUGGUGGGUACGCGCGCGUCUAUCUGUGUCUAUUUCUGUGCAUGGCGUAGGCUGGGAAGCCUCCUCGGCACUGGGUAAAGUGGGUUAAGUUUACUGGGGCAGAAAAUGCAGGAGCGUGACUCAAUCCAGUGCCUUCGUACAACCAGUCUCUAAAAUAUGCCUCUGUCGCAUUCUGUCUGCUCAGUGCCUCUCAGCAACACACGCACUCUGUGGUGAGAGGCUUGUAUGUAGGACAAGAAGGACAGAUGCAAAGGCUGCGAGUUACCAAGUCCGAAAAGGUGGAAGGUGUGUGCGUUUGUUAUAUGAACAUUGUAACAGAUAUUCUAUUCAUUUUCUACUCAGAUAUUUCAAAGAACGUUUACUCUGGUUAGUCUGAGUACGAAUGAGUCUGACUCAAAUCCAAGGUGACUUUCACUGUGGCAAGAAUGACAUAAGAUAGGAAACAGUGCACCUGCCUCUCGCCUCUUAGGUCUUUCUAGAAAUCACCCACACACACUUCCAUUCACACACACACACACGCCUGCGCCAAGAGAGAUGCACAAAUAGAGAGCCAUUCACUGUAAUGUGAAAUGACAGAUUUGGGGUGCCGAGUGACACAGCAAAAUUCAGAUUACUAACAGUGCAGCAGAGAAUGACUGAGCAGAAUCUCUUUCAUUGCACUUGGUAUCCGUCGUCACUCGAGGCUGACAAAAAAAGGUAUGAAUAGAGAUGAAAAAACAGGAAUAGACAGAACAACUGAGAGCAAAAGAUAAAAAUACUGAGAGACAGAAACAGACCAACAUUAAAUAAAGAUAUUUUGAUACUAAUAACGCAUACAGGCUGGUAGACAGAACAAAUCAACAGAAGGAGGAAUAAUAAACUCACAGUUUGACAUACAUUUAGUCAAUAAAACCAUUUAAGGUCAUUUGGCCAGACGUGUGAGGUGCAGCAUGUUGCAUUCUCUGCAGACUUGCAGACUUUAACACCUACUCUGUGCAGUGUAUAAGACUUGCAGUAACACCUUUAGACAGUUAGCUGCAAACAGGUGCUUAAGAGGCUUUAUCAACAUGUCUGGCAUAGAUACUAUUUUUGAGUGUGUGAGUGUGUGUGCGCAAACCUCAAACCACUUGGAAGGUUGCCCAGAGUUUGAUUAGCACAUAUCCCUAUUUUCCAGGCCAGGUGGCCAUCACAACCAAUGAGGCUCACACAGACACACACACACACACACACUCUGCACUCUUGUUCUAAACAGGAAAUAAAGACCAAAACUGUCCUCGGAGGUUUUUUACUGUCGAUCAGAAUCAGAAAGGCUCGUUAAGGCCAGUUUUGCGAUGCACAGUCUGAGAUGCUGCUGUAGCCACCACUCUGGUGUUCUUGCUGCUUACUGGAUUACUGGGACAGUCAACUUCCACGAGGAAACUGGUGGCGAAGACAGAUGGAAAAACUCCUCAGACUUAAACUGCAUCAGCGCGAUUCACCUUAAGGUACUGUAACAUGUAGUGAAGUGGAUUUUGAGCUAACACUAGUUUGUGCAGUGGGUAAUUAUUUGUUGAAUUCAUGACCAUUUCAUUAUGCUUUUAUGUGUAUGUAUAGAUAUAUGAUAAUGUUCACAUGUUCAUAGUGGAUUCUUGGAAGUCACAUAUGUGUUUGUGCGUUUGUAAGCACAUGUGAAUGGUCCAUACAUAUAUGUGUGUUGGAACACAAUGUGUUGUUUGCUUCUGCGUGUUGUGCAAAGAGGUGAGGUGAUAUCCAGCUCUCUCUGUGAUGAUGACUGUUGUAAACAUUGCACCAACGAUUCAUUCCACCACCUCCACUGGAUUCUACACAGAAAUCUGGGUUUUAACCCUAUGCGUGCCGGGGAGUCACACUGGGACAUGCUGUCGCGUGUCGCCUCUCUGCUGGGGGCUAAGCUCCUCACUAAUGACAAAUACUGAUCCAGAUAGGCUACCUGCCGCUCUCGACACUCUGUACUGCAUUCAGACUCCACGUGCCACCUGCUUCACAGUCUUAGUGGCAAUAUACUGUCCUUCACCAUGCCGGAGGGUAUUUAUAAUGCAUGAGCGGCAUGCAGAUGAGAAUUAGAGGGAUAUUUCUGAGUUAUUAAUGGCGGGGUGUUACACAUUCACAGCAGGCAGCAUUAGGAGCAACUUCAGGAAGACAGGGAGCCCUCUUGAGGGCAACAAAAGACUGAUGGAUCUGUGCACUCUAUCUGACGUGUGUUAUGGUGAAUGUGUGCAUAUGUGUGUGUGUGUGUGUGUGUGUGUGUGCACAGAAUCACGGCUGUGCAAUAGACUCGGUCACACCCCAGUGCUCCUGACCACAGGCUUGAUGUGAGGACUGAUGAGUGGCUGAUCCAGCCGACCUCACACCCAAGAGAGGUCAGAGAGGGCAAAGGUCAUUGGCACUCUGGUCUGUAUGGUUUAGGAAGAGGGCAGGAGUAGGACGGGAGGGAUAGAUAAUAUUGGGAGGGAUGUGUCUGAGACCCAGUGGGGCUGCGAGAGAGAGAGAGAGAGAGAGAGAGAUGAAGCAAGAAGAGAGAAGUAGCAGGUGGAAAUAGGUUUAAUGUGAGACAUAGAGUGAAAGGACAGAAAGGAGGAGGUGUGACCAUCAGAGUCCUUUCCUUUCUCUGCACUGUCAUCACAAAGCUCUGGCAUAAAUAUUUUAAAAAACAAACUCAAGAGCCAGCGUCUUAUAUCACUAACACAGUAGAAAUCUGAUCACUAACCAGUUGUGUGGUCUGGUUUCCUGCAGUAACCCGAUUUCCCCCAGUAACUUGGCUACUUUGGUGACUGUAAAUGUAGUUUGCCUCCUCCUUACAGCUCAUUGUUGUCUUCAGUCAUAUCCUGUUUGUUGGCUCUGCCCAGUUAAACUCACUUUCCCCCUUACUCCUCAUGUCUGACUCCCUCUGUUUCUUCCUUUCUGGUUGACAGAGAGAGAAUGGGGAGUACAUUCCUCUGGUGUUUGCCAGAAAAACAAAAACAACCCCUCUCCAUGGAGCGUCACACUAACAUCCUUCGUCCCACUGCUUCCCUUCUUUUCUUCUACUUCUCUUCCUCCCUCAGUGAAUCAUUGCCCCUCUGCUAUGCACCCGUAUCUUCCCUCCCCCCGCCCCCUCUCCUUCCCAAUCAGCCCUUUACCCCACAUGCCCUGUCCUCUGCAACCCCCAUCCACCCCUCCCCGUCACUGUUACAUAAGCUUCCAGUCAUAGAUCCAGGCCAUAUCGCUGUUGUUUUCGUCCCGUGUGUCUAUUGGAGCCUUAGCAUCCAGGGCCAGUGCUUAAUGAGGCCCCUACAAAGGCCCAUUGAUGAGAGGCCCAGUGUGAGAGAGGAUGACCCCAGCCAAGAGCACCCAGAACUGGGCAUCAGAUGCCCCAGGCCCUCCCUCCACACAAAGACGUCCACUGUGGACAGAGACCUGAAAGGGCACAGAGAGAAACAGGGACACAGAGAGGGAAAGUGGAAAAAAAGAGGGAGGAGAUGUCCAACUCAAAAAAUGUGAGAAAAAAGAUAUUUAAAAAAAAAAUUAAACAGAUGUAUGACUUCAUCACUUAGUCGCUUCUUUGACCAUGAGCUUCCUCUUCCUCUUCCUCCUCCUCAGUGCAUCAGAAGACAGUGAGACGCACCCUCUGCCCUCUCUCUGCCAGGGAGUUGUCAGAGUCUUUAUCUCACCCGUGGAUCAUAACUGGGAUCUGAACAGAUGGGACUACAAGGCUCUAGUCUGUCACAAAUCCUCAUCAGUAUAGCCAUUGGUUGCUCAAAGGAGCGCUCAACGCACUUUGAGGGGAACCCCUGCUCUUUUUGGAAACAUUUGGAUCACUAACGGGAAUCCAGACGGUUUUAGGAGCCAAGUCUGGUGGAGAUAGUCUUGUUCAUUAAUCUGAUUUGGGCUACAACCGGGCGUUUGGGAAGCUGUCUCGAAUUGGGAAUGAGAGCAGAAUGUGGACAAAUUAGGCUGGACUGUUAGAAGCUGUCGUGGUAUGAACAUUUGGAGAAUUGGGAUGUCGCUUGACUGGCAUGGCUUAACUACCUCGUUUAAGUCAUCUGUCAGUAUCCCACGAUUACACCUAAUAACAGAGAGAAAGAGAAAAGGCUGUGCAGCCAGACUGUGGGAGUCUUCCUUUUGUUGAAACAUCUCUUUAUUAUUUUGGGUGGUGUUUUUGGGGAUCGGCUGAAGGAUGACUCUGGCAGCACGACUGGAGGACUUAGAGGUGACCCUGGAGCACAUGCUUAUGGAUGUCUUUAUGACGGAGGGGAGGCGAUGUCAGGUCCAUCUCCUGGACGACAGGAAGCUGGAGCUCCUUGUUCAGCCCAAGCUGAUGGCUAAGGACUUGCUGGACCUUGUGUCCUCUCACUUCAACCUCAAGGAGAAGGAGUACUUUGGAAUUGCAUACACAGACGAAACGGGCCAUUUUAGUUGGCUUCAGUUGGACCGCAGGGUAUUAGAACAUGAGUUCCCCAAGAAGUCCGGUCCCAUUGUCCUCUACUUCUGUGUCAGGUUCUACAUAGAGAGUAUAUCUUACCUGAAGGACAAUGCCACUAUUGAGCUGUUUUUCCUUAAUGCCAAAUCCAUCAUCUACAAGGAGCUUAUUGAAGUGGACAGCGAUAUUGUCUUCGAAGUGGCUGCCUUUAUUCUACAAGAGGCUAAAGGAGAUUUCACCAGUAAUGAUGUAACCAGGUCUGACCUGAAAAAGCUGCCUGCUCUGCCCACCCAGGCCCUGAAGGAGCACCCAUCUCUGGCUUACUGUGAAGACCGGGUCAUAGAGCAUUACAAGAAGAUCAACGGGCAGUCCAGAGGGCAAGCUAUUGUAAAUUAUAUGAGCAUUGUAGAGUCUCUACCCACAUAUGGAGUACAUUACUAUGGUGUUAAGGACAAGCAGGGGAUCCCAUGGUGGCUGGGUCUGAGCUACAAAGGCAUCUUUCAGUAUGACCACCAGGACAAAGUCAAACCCAGGAAGGUGUUCCAAUGGCGUCAGUUGGAGAACCUCUACUUCAGAGAGAAGAAGUUCUCAGUGGAAGUUCAUGACCCAAGAAGUAGGGCGUCGGUGACAAGAAGGACGUUCGGUCACAGCGGCAUCGCGGUGCAUACGUGGUACGCCUGUCCUGCCCUCAUCAAGUCCAUCUGGGCCAUGGCCAUCAGCCAACACCAGUUCUACCUGGACCGCAAGCAGAGCAAGUCUAAGAUCCAUGCAGCGCGGAGUUUGAAUGAGAUCGCUAUCGACCUCACGGAAACAGGGACUCUGAAGACCUCCAAACUAGCAAACAUGGGAAGCAAGGGCAAAAUUAUAAGUGGCAGCAGUGGCAGUCUGCUCUCGUCAGGCUCUCAGGAAUCGGACAGCUCGCAGACAGCUAAGAAGGACAUGCUGGCAGCACUGAGGGCUAGGCAGGACGCUCUGGAGGAAACUCUAAAAAAGAGACUAGAGGAACUGAAGAGUAUCUGCAUCAGAGAGGCGGAGCUGACAGGGAAGCUCCCGAAGGAAUAUCCUCUGGAUCCGGGAGAGGAGCCACCCACAGUCAGACGGAAGAUCGGUACCGCCUUCAAACUGGACGAGCAGAAAAUUCCUCCUAAGGGAGAGGAGGAGGAACUGGAGCGCUUGGAGCGGGAGUUUGCCAUUCAGUCCCAGAUUACAGAGGCAGCCCGGCGCCUUGCCAGCGAUCCUCAUGUGAGCAGCAAGAAACUGAAGAAACAGAGGAAGACGUCUUAUCUGAACGCGCUGAAGAAGCUCCAGGAAAUUGAGAACUCUAUCAAUGACCACCGGGUCCGCUCUGGCAAGAAGCCUACGCUGAGAGCUUCGCUUAUCAUAGAGGAGGCCAAUAUCGGUUCUGAAGACAGUUCAUUGUCUGACGCUCUGGUCUUGGAUGAUGAUGAUCCACACGUUACAGGUACCCCCACCUUCUCUCCAGUAGCAUCGCCUCACAAGGGCCUCCCUCCUCGACCGCCAUCUCACAGUCGGCCCCCUCCACCUCAGUCCCUGGAUGGCCUGCGACACCUGCACUAUUCACGCCCUGACUACGAUAAGUCACCCAUCAAACCCAAGAUAUGGAGUGAGUCGUCACUGGAUGAGCCCUAUGAAAAAGUCAAGAAACGCUCCUCUCAUUCCAGUCACAGGCGUUUCCCAAGCUCUUGCAGUGCAGAAGCAGGGGGUAGUAACUCUCUGCAGAGCAGCCCCAUCAGGAACCUCCCUCACUGGAAUUCUCAGUCCAGCAUGCCCUCAACCCCAGACCUGAAGACCAGGACCCCACACUACGUACAUUCCACUAGGUCAGUGGACAUCAGUCCCACACGUCUGCACAGUCUCGCUCAGCACUUUAGGAACCGCAGCUCGAGCCUUGAGUCCCAGGGCAAACUGUUGCCGCCCGACCCCGGCGCACACCCGCACACCCUGGGCACACUCGGCAGCCCUGACUUCUUCCUGGUCCCAGGACGCAACACCAAUGGCUCUGACCCACUGGAUGACUGCUCAUCCUGCACCAGCCAAAGCAGCUCAGAGCAUUACUACCCAUCUGGUGGACCCCCGAGCAGCAACCCCAACUACUCCACUCUAGGAGAGGACUCACCCUCCAAAGCCAGGCAGAGACAGAGGCAAAGGCACAGGUCAGCAGGUCAGUUGGGUUCCUCUAACUCCGGCUCCAUGCCCAACCUGGCAGCUAAGAACGGUUCUGUUGGAGGCUCGGGAGGAGGUGGGGUGGGAGGGGGACACCACGGAGUCUACCUCCACAGCCAGAGCCAGCCCUCCUCCCAGUACCGCAUCAAGGAGUACCCGCUAUACGUGGAGGGCAGCCCAAACCCUGUGGUGGUGCGCAGCCUGGAGAGCGAUCAGGAGGGCCACUACAGCGUCAAGGCCCAGUUCAAGACCUCCAGCUCCUACACGGCCGGGGGACUGUACAAGGAGGCCUGGGGGGGAGAGGAGGGAGGAGAGGGGAGCGGCCGACUCACGCCGUCGCGCUCUCAGAUCGUAAGGACUCCGUCAUUGGGGCGAGAGGGUGGUGGAAGCGGAGGAGGGGGGAGGGCAGCAGUGUCUGAAGAGCUGCGGUGCUGGUACCAGAGGUCCUCGGGGAGCCUGAAGGAGAGGAGUCACUCACAUUCGGGGUCUACUUCCUCGGAGACGGGGUCACAGCAAGGCACUCUGGGACAUAGUCGAGGAAGUAGAGUAGGGACUCUCGCCAAGGGCUCACCAGCUGCAUCCCCUCACAGCCAGAGGAGUGUGACGCCCUGCAGCGAACAUGCAGCCACACCAACACCCCCCUGUAGCCCACAGCACAUCCUCAACUGGCAGAGCGGGUCUUUCAGUGAUAGCUGUUUUCCCAGCAGCCCCUUGUGUUCAGAGCUGGCAGAUGUGCAGUGGUACGGACGUGAUAAGGCCAAACCUGGAACCCUGGUCUGAGACCUUCCUACCGGGCCCAGAAAAGUCCCAUUGCCCUCUCCUACUGCCUCUCCACUGUCCCUCACUACUACUCAUAGACAACCAACAACCUCAUCCUUAAGGCCCUACAAAAAAACCCUGCCCUGAGCGGACUGGCGGACUGGACAUGAGCCUCCCUCCUUCCUAAAUCCUGCCCUCCAUCCAUCUCCCCACCUCUUAAUUAUACCCCUCUGUCACAGCUCAGCUGGACAGGGACACGCUCGCUGGGCUCUGUUUAGGGCUGGUUUCACAGGACAGACUGAGAAGUGCCACCUCAGCUGUUGAACUGUUGCCCUACAGCACCACAGAGCCCGUUCUUUACUCCCCCUCUGCACACAAGCAAUGGGGCAAGGAGGAAAAACAGCGAUGGGAAGAGAGAGCACAGAAAAAUAUCAAGCAAACAACUCAAACAGAACCAACAUCGGCCGUUCCAGGAUCUGUUUCAUAUCUCGUCGUUGGUCCCCCGACCUAACUAACUCCAGUGCACUGCCACCCGAUCAGAGGAUACCUGCUGGAUUUGAGCCACCAGUUUAAAACCCAUCUCCAGGCCCGAACAAACUGUGUUGGAUUUCAUUAUUCCAUUAAUGUUGUUUGUCUUUUUUGUUUAUUUGUCCCCACAUAUUUAUAAUAACAGAAGAUGACAAAUGACUUUUCAGGAAAAAUCUGGAUUAACAAACGUAUAGAUGACAAAUUGAACUCCUCUCAGUUUAACCCACAACCAAAGACAACUUGGAUCGACUGGUCACACCAGGGUCCCCGGGCUGGUGCCAUACCGUGACAAUAUCAGGAUGGGUUACGGGACUCUAUCUGGGAUAUUGAUGAGGACUAUAGCAAUAACAAACAUUGUACAAUAUGAACUGGUUUGAGUCUACGGAGUGAAUUACAGCAGGCGUGCUGCAGUGGUCUCUGCUCUGCCGUGCUUGGAGUAAACGAUCAUUAGUGUGUCAUCGGUGAAUUGGGAGUUGUGGUUAUUGGGUUUGGCAUUAAUCUAUGCUUAUUUCAGUGACUUCAUUUUGACAAUUACUUGGCUGUAGUUUUGAUAUAGAAACAAGACAUUCUGAUUUCACAUUUUCACCCCCGGGAAGUAAAUGAUUUUUGUCUGUUGACAUCUGUUGGAAUUACUUGUGGUUGAUGUUGAGGCUGUUCAAUGAUAAAUCUCCAUAGUGAACCAUGUUUUCUAUCACGAGUGUCUCUUCCUCUCUGGUGGUCUUGCUUCUAUACCGGUUCUUCUCACCACGCUGAGUCCCCUUUUUGUAGCACUGUGCGUUCUCGUCUUUCUGUCCACCCCUUCAACAUGACAGGAGCAACCCGACUGGACACAGACAGCGUCAACUCAAUGGUGACUAGAACACACACACACACACACUGGCAGUCACAACACAUAUUAUGAACACACAAAACAAGUACAAAUGUGCCAAACAUGUUGGUGCUUUACAUUCGUACUGUAAUUCAGCACUGGAACAGCCCCUCCUUCGAGUCUAAAGCCAUUGUACAGACACUCAGACAAAUAGAGUAGAAGGUAUUCAAAUGUACUUUGAAAAGCACAACAUUAACCGUGUCGAUGAGGGCUGGACCUACAAUUAGGGAAUUUUCAUUUUCCACUUUCAAUAUUUUAGUAAUGAGUUGUAUCAAAGGUAGAAAAGCCAGAACCACGGACAAGGUGUUACACGAUAGUGCUCUUUUUAUUAGUACGAGGACAUCGAGGAGUUUUAAGUUGGACAAUAUUUAAUCCCCACUGUCAGGGCAGAAGAGAAGCCAUAGCCAGAACUGAAACAAACGAUUGUUUAACCCACAUCUCAAUCAACAGUCAGAUAUUCAGAUCAGGGUUAGAAAAGCACACCUGGUUUUGUAAGACGGAAGUAGAACUCUGCAUGUUUUAUUUGUAUCUAAAUCAAUGUCCUUCAUCUCCCCCUAACCAGAGUCAAUCAUUAUUCUUUCAUUGUUGCAAAAAAAGUAAUCUGAACUGGUGUUAAUUCACUGAGAGGAUGACAGAUUCUGCAUCUCAGUGAUAAAGAGAAGUGGACGUAUUGUUUUCAGUCUCACGACACCAGUAUGUCUGGGUGAAUGGUGCAACAUGUUUUAUGUGCAUCUUACCCUGUCCCCCAUAGUGUUGUGUUUCCUUCAUGCACUCACACCAGUUGUUGUAAUCUGCCACGUUCUAGACUGUUUAAAUAAGAAGGUUUAGUCCACUCCCUGCAUGGUUGGUUCUCCAAGAGCUCCCCACCCAUGCCUGGUCAGAUUUGAUCAGUUUUUACCCAGGAUUGGAACCAGCGCUCCCUGGUUACCUUAUUAGAGUGCAAGCUUGACCCUGCUUUACUCACUCAAAGUCUUUACCCGCUGUUAGUGUGCUAAGACACGACCCCAUGCAUGCCCUGCAGAUCCACUGACAAAAAAAACGAACCCAAAGACAUCCAGCACCCGUCCUGUAUACGCUAACAUUAGCACAUCCUGCUCCGUAGUGUGCCCCAUCUCGACCCUGUGGUGAUCUCUGAGCCCGAUGUGAAGAAGUGUGACGUCCCGUCCCCUCUGUAGCUCCAAACACACCAUGUUUUCUGUGCUUCAUAGAGAUGUAUGAGGUUUCUUUUUGUAAUACUCCAAGAGAAAUGAACUAACUCAUUUAUCAGUCUUUUCCUGUAUGUACGGAGGGGCACUGUAAGGUUUUGUGGGGUUUUUAACAUUCACAUUCAUUGUUUUACAAUGUUCCAUUUUAUAUGAACCAGUAUUGUUUUGUUUCUUUAGUUCUGUAAUAAUGCAUUCAGGUGCUACAAAAUGACCAGUUACUGCUUCGUCACGUAGGAUCUCUAGACAUCUUCAUUGUUCUCAAUAGAUUCAGUUUACCAGAUGUGCAAAAUGAAGCUUAUUUUAACAGACAGUUUAAUAGUAGAAGACACUUCCCCAACCAGACAAUAGAGCAUGUAACUUGAUUUUAUCAGUUCUGUUCAACUGUAACAAUACAUUAAAGCUGUUGUAGAAAAAAUGUGGAAUUGAUAAAAAAAAAUAACUGAAUUCCGCAGUUAAUUUAUUCUUUUUUCUAUUAAAAUUUGUAUAGUAACUUUACAUUUUUCAAAACUGUGUUGUUGGAAAUUGAUGAUGAAUUUUCAAGAUGAGAAGCAGUGUUGGUUAUUGAGAGUAAGAAAAAUAAAUUAUUGAUGAAUGUUCUCAAG